AUAGGGGCAUAUCUGAAUGUAGUAGAUAUGCAGGAUGUUCUUCUUUCAGGUGUCUUACACAUGUGUUCCUGGGUUGAGAUGCUGUUUACUGAAACGUUUUUUAAAUCAUAGCUAGAAACUUUAUAUGUUUUAAGUGUUUUGCAGUCAGUAUUUUGUCCUAGUAAAAUGGGAAAUAUGACUUCUUGCUAUCCGGUCACGUUAUUUUAGUGUUUCAUGAAAAAGGUACAUUUCCUCUAAAGAGAGUUGAUUCGUACUGUGCAUGUAGCUGGUAGAACUAAACUUUUCUUAUAUUAAGCAUUUGCAUCUUUAAAUCAUAUCCCCUUAGAAAUAUCAGGAGACAAAGCUAAGAAGUUUGACACGAAGCUCUUCUCAGAAGAGUAGGUCUUCAAUUCCUUGCAACAGCGACUGUCUUUUCUGCUGUCUCAGAAGGGAGGGAAACAGAGGGAACCUCUUUCAUUCAAGUAGUGAUACGGAAUAUUUCUCAACCGUAUGACUCUUCGUUUACUGUUAGCAGAGCUAAUUACAGUAUCUGUAGGGUUUUUCCCUCUGCAUGCUUGCUUUGUGGUUAUUACUGAACUUGUUUUUGCUCGUUUAGUAUUCAUAGGCUCAUCAAGGUGAUGGACUGAAUUGAAAUAUUAAGGAAGGCUCUGGUCUUGUCCUCGAAUGCACUGAUUUUCAUCCCGGCUACUGCACUUUGUGCAAAAAGCAGCCAUCAGUUCUUUGUAUGUGCUUUGGAAAGGGAAGAAAUGAAUCUACUGAGUGCAAAGUAUGAGCAGCCCUCCUAAAAUUCUUUCCUUCUCUUCUGCCCAGGCUGCAUCUGCAGGUCUUGUGUAAACAAGAAAAACAAGGAAUGGCAGCACACAGCUCUGGAGUCUGGUCAGACUCCUGAUUAGUCAGAAAGUCAGUGUUGACCCAGACGGAGUCUUGUUAGGCAACGAGAGCUGACGCCUCUGUGCCAGUGUGGCUUUUGGUACCCUGUCGUGUGCCUUUCCAAGAUGCACAAAGUUUCUGUGGAUACUCUAGUAAUGGAAUGGGGUGAUGAUGUUAAAGCAGUGUCAGAAGAUGAAGCCAUGGUGCUGGUGAACCACCAAGCGACGGGUGACGUCUGCACUCUGAUGAUGUGCCUUCAGGAUAAAGGCACGGUUGUCCGUCAGAUGAUGUGGCUGAUGGAUCAUAUUUUUAAGUACACAAACUUUGGCAUUGUGUCUCUAAUCCAUGGAGACUUCUUUAUAAGACAGGGGAGAACACACCGUGAACAGCAGCUUGUGUUACUCAAAGAACAUCUAGAAAAAUAUUACAGGAGCCGCAAUCGGAAAUGGAUUGUUUUAUUUCCAGAGGGUGGCUUUCUUAGGAAAAGAAGAGAAACAAGCCAGGCAUUUGCCAAGAAAAACGAUUUGCCAUUUCUUAAACAUGUCACCCUGCCAAGAAUUGGGGCAACACAAGUAAUUCUGAAAACGCUUGUAGCACCACAAGAAAAUGGAACUCCAUCAGGUGGAGAUGCUGUGAGAAAAGAGAGCAAAUCCAAAGGCCUCCAGUGGGUGAUAGAUACAACCAUUGCAUAUCCCAAAGCUGAACCUAUAGACAUCCAAACCUGGAUUCUUGGCUACCGACAACCAACAGUGACACAUGUGCAUUACAGGAUUUUUCCAGUGAAAGAUGUACCUGCAGAGCCUGAAGCUCUCACAAACUGGCUGUAUCAACGGUUCAUUGAAAAGGAGGAUCUCUUGACACAUUUCUAUGAAACAGGAGCUUUUCCACCACCCCAGGGUCAGACAAAAGCAAUUUCUCGGGAGAUGACCCUCAGUAACCUGUGGCUGGUUGCCAUACAAUCAUUUGCAUUUUUGUCAGGAGGGAUGUGGUACUGCCUCUUUCAGUAUUUGUACCAUUGCCUAUUUUAAAAGUGGAAUGGGACCUGAGGACACAAUGGGAAUCCAGGCUCUUGCAAAUGAGUAUCAUGUUGUAUGUGCAAAUGUGAAUAUUCAAGAGUAAAGGAAAAUACUGGAUGGACUUUUACCUCUCCUUGGGGGAAUUUUAAACUCCACUAAAAGUGAAGAUCAGUAACAUAGUGACCUGAUGAUGUAUUAUUUUAAGAAUUGUCUGUAUUUUUAAAAAUGUAUACUCUCACCCACACUUAAGCAAAUUCAGCAUUUGGACAAAAGGUGCAAUCGUACAACCACCGUAGAAGAAUGUCUGUGACAAGAAAGCUUUGUCACCACAAGUAUUUCUUGGCAUUGUAGUUAGAGCUCAGAAAAUUCAGCAACUUGUCUCUUCAGUAGUGUGUACAGCAUUGGUGUGGUAGAGAUUCCUCAUUUGCACAACGUGUACUUUAUUGCAGCUCAUUGUGCUGGAGUCAGAGAUCCUCGACAGAGCUGGUGGAGGUGUCUGUGGCUACACACUCAGCAGUUGUUGUACCAGACACAUCGAUCUAAACCCAACACCCAAAUAAGAUCCAGUGUCAGGUCUGUCCUGUGAGGAACUGGUCCUCAAACAAGCAUUGCAGCAUCACAGUGUGAUUAAAAGCUGUCCACGUGGGAUGAAUCAGCCCAUCCCUGCUGUGGUCUUGCCAUCAGCUCUCUGAGUUCCAUGUGCUACCAGUGUCUCGUGUUAUAGGAAAACUUGGAAAAUACAAAGUCACUCGGUUAAAUUCCCUUUUUGUUCAGAAUGCAGCUCAACCCUCAUCAUCAGUUUUGAAAACGCACUUUCAAAGGUGAAAAGUCAGUGAAGGAAAGACAGAACUUAGGGAACAGAGGGAAGCUUUGUUUGUCACGCCUUGGGAGGCAGAGCAAUUGUAGCUGUUUCUGAAGGUCUGCUGGUGCUUCUGGUGAUCUUUAGCCACCUUUGUAUUUUGUAUACUGCAGUCCCACCAAGGUGACCUUGGAGUGGUUUAUAGAGGCCUUUUUCUCCCCGCUAGUUGCAAGAGUGCUAAAUACACUUGUGGGAGAGUUUAAAUAAUUCAAUGCCAACCAUCUUAAUGUUUUGCUAAGGAGUAAUAGAAGAAACUAGUUUCAUAAAAAGAAACAAUAGGUAUAAUUGCUAUCAUAAGUCUGUAGGAAGAUACUACUGAAAAAGUAAGUAUGGUAAAUAUUCUGAAUAACUACAUGGAGGGCAGUAUUAAUUAGCUCACCACUAAAAUUUUACUGCUAAAAUCUUACUGGGAGAAGGGGUGGGUUGAACUGAAGGGCAGAUGGGAACAGAGGACACUUUCAGAUGUGUAGUGCAGGAUCCUUUUGAAAGGAUGUUGAUGUACAGCUGUACUUCUGGCAGGUCUGGUUGGCAUUGUGUUUAUGUGAUUAUGCACAGAUUUGCGAGAACUGUUCCUAAAAUAAAACUAAUCUCUCUAAAUACAGGCAGGGUAGCCAGAACUUCAGAUGUUGGCAUACUGCCUUUUACAGAGUAAUUUUGUUGAGAACAAAGUAAGCCCUCAGUAGUUUUGGCUCUGAGCUAGCAAUAUUGAUUCCCCUUCUGUCUCCCUCUGCUGCUACAUGAAUCACAGGAGGUGGUGUGCAGAAUACAAAACCUUGCCAGUGUUCCCUUUUGGGGGGGAUGAGGAGCAAAGAGCAUACCAAAACACGAGGCAGUGCCAGUUUCUCUGGCUUUGUGGAAAAAUACCUUGUCAAAUAUGCCAUCCCUGCCUCUCCCCGUGCAGCAGUGUUUGCUCAGUGGGGACGGAUGCAGAAUGACACACCACAGUAGGGUCCCCUGAAAUGUAUGUUCCCUCCCUGACUCCACAGGAGACUGGAGGCAAAGUACAGUGGUUGCCAAUAGCUUAAUGUUUGAGGAAAGAUGCUGUUUAUAAAUAUCUCUGCACCUGAAUUCUGGCGUAACCAUUAAAAAGAGGCAGUUAUGCCAUGAUAGAGAGGGAACCCGUGGAGUUUUUUGUUGUUUCGUGUUGCUCUUGCUGAAGUUCAGCUGAUGGAAUGAAUGUAUUUAAAAUGCCAUUUGACAGGGAGGUAUUGGGGCAGCCCAGCAAUGUUGUCUAAGUGGUUCUUUCUGCUGCCCAUGGGACUGACUCUUACAGCUGCAAAAGGCAAGUGGCAAGCUACUCACUGCUGUCCUCCCCCAUGUAGUUUGAUCAGAACCACAGAGAUGCCCAGAGUACAGCUCAUUUUAUUUUGAGCUAGGACAGACUGGACUUAUUGCAAAAAGGGAAGUUUAUAUAAGCAGAUUGCACAGCAGUUACUCACAUCAGGAGAUUGUUCCUUAUAGAUCCUGUGAACUCCAUGUAAGAGCAUCUUGUUUUGUCAAAUGCAGUAUUUUUCUUUUCCCAGUGGGUUGCAGUCAAUAGCAAGUGUUCACGUGCUGCCUCAAGAAAUUAGCACUGCACAAUAAUGUUGCAGACAAGCAUUUGAUUGAUCUGGUCCUGUUCAUUUUCACUUUGUUCCUACUCUUGCAAGAUGUUUGUUUGCCAGCACUGGUUGUGGUUUCAGUAGGGUGAGGAAAUAGUGUCAGGUCCAGGCUUCUCUCCUGCCUGCACUGGGAAAUGAGAAGAGUGCCUGACACCGUGGCUCCGUACGGCCGAGUUGCUGUGAGUGACACCAGAAUAUAAACCAUUGGAAAGCAACUCCAAAGGACCCUCCCAGCAUGAUCCUGGAUGCUGCUGCAUGAAAUGGAAUAAAUUGGAUAAAAGAAGUUUUGCUGUGAAGGGAAAAACAUAAAAUGGAUACAAUAUGUAGGCAAUUCAGUGCUAAAAAUACCAUGCUGGUCCAGACUAUCUGGAGCUUAGCAGGCGAGUCUGUAAAACAUGAAUUCCUGUUGGCUGCAGUUCGGUUCUACCUUCUGGCAGUUCUGGAUGUAGUGGGCAUUUUGCUGCACCAUCCAUGGGUUGCCUCCUCUGGAGAGUUCAAAAUGUUUUUUGAUUGAAAGUCAUGUUAAUGAACCAUAUAGUUGAUCACAGAUUUUUAUCACAUUGAAUUUAGAUUCGGGGAAAAAUAAUGGGAAAAUGUGUAAAACGAUCAAAAAUGAAAAAUCCAUUAAAAAAAAAAUCUGAAAGCUGUUGUACACAAAAGUGAGAACAGAGCAAUGCCAGGGUUGCCCACAAAACAUCUGUGGGUUUCUGUGUUUAAUUGUUCAUAAAGAAGUUGUUACAGUUGAAGUUUUGUCAGUCCUCACGGUUUAGCUUUGCUGCUCUGUGAAUCCCACGAUGUGAAGAGCACCUGCCCAUCCACGCCAAGCAGUUUUUUCAGUGCCCUGGGGUGAGGGUGCCGUCAUUUCAGUCUCACUUGGGUUCCACAUGUGGUUCUGUUGAGUCUUGCAACUGUGGUGUCUCUUUUUCUUCUUUUUAUUUUUUUUCUUUUAAGUUGCUGUCACCAGAUAUUGAAAAGUGAAAUUUCAGCUUACCCUGCUUUUCUGGAAAAUUAAAAGCUUCCUUCUCCCUUCUCCCCUGGCAUCACAAAUAAGGUGCAUCUUCUAGCAGUAAAAAUAAAGUGAUCACUGUGGUACUGUUCCUUGUUCACUUGGUUUGCAGAUGAUGUAACUUUUCUUUGUGUGACACUGCCAUAAAGUGCUGUUAACUUUUCUCACCUGUUUGUACCAGAUAAUAACAGAUACCGAUCACUGUGUGUGACAGGAUUCAACUGCUCCACUUUGCCUUGAUGUAAAUUUUGGGACCAAAGGUACCUAAAACUGGGAUUUCCAAAUCACGAGCCCAGGGUUGGAUGCAUUCUCUUGGCAGUCAGCUGGAGAUUUUGUGGUGAUCUGAUACAAUCACACAAAAUAAUUACACAUCUGGGGUUCUGUAUUUUUUGGAAAUAAUGGAGCCAUAUGAAAUAAAGGGUUAUUUUGCAAAAUUGCAUAUUUGAUAAUUUUCACAUUUCUUUUAAAUAAUACAAAGCAACAGUGGGAAAGGCAAAAGGGAAACCAUCUUCUGGUUUAAAAUGUCUGCAUACAUUAGAAAUGCUUCUGAGCAGCUCUACUUUUUCUGUAAGAGCUGUAGACUGCCUGGCUGUGAUAGAAGUCAUUAGAAGGAUUCUAUGCAUUUUAAAGUUAGACGUUUUAUUUUAUCAUGAGGUAAUGAAGUAAUUAUUCACUGAACAACUGUCCUAUUAAAAUGAGUUAGUUCCUUAAAAUUACUCCACCGUUAUGUUCAUAUUGUAUAAUGAACAGGGUUUUUUUUAUACCAGUUAUCUUCACCUCCAGUUUUCUCCUUCCCUUCUCUGUAACCUCCAUUUUUGUUUAGUGUGAUAAAAUGGAUGUGGAAGCCUGGAGUGACUGUCAGUGGUUUUGUAAAGGGCUGGUCAUGUUUGGAAUUAUUUUGCUGAAUUUAUUUCAUUGGAGUUUUUUUUAAUAAAAUCUUUCCAGCAGCCAAGAUGUCUUUCAGAAAUGUAGACAGAUACCAGAAGCAGCAUUUCUGUUUCUUUUCCUUGGGCUGUUUUGGGGGUGGUUUUUUGGUUUUGGUUUUUUUUUUUUCUAUGGCAAAAAUAGAGUUGCUCUUUUAUUAAGACUAUUUCAUAUGCUUCUGAUCCUUAAUAGACAAGAAGAUUUUCUUUGAUGGUUGUAUUUAUUGUGCUUAUAACUAAUGGUUACACAACCUUUACUGUGUUUACCAUAAACACAAAAAUAGUCAAAUAACGCUUUGGUUCACUGUACAGCUGCAGUGUUAAUUUGUGAUAGAUAACAUUGUUUAUUAGGAAGGACAGAGACAAAUGUUUCAGUGCCAGAAGUGGCAGGAGGAGGAGUGGAGCAGUGGGGGGAGAGGGGGCAGCAGCUUCUGCAGCCCUCCCUUGCUCCAGCACCCACUAGAAUCUGUGCCCAGGCUGCAGAGUUCCUCUGCAAGUUGCUGUAGCAGUGAGUCUUCUUGAAGUUUCUGAGAGCUGAGGGCAUGCCAAGAGCAGAACCUGAGCCCCCCUGACCCCAGCUGGCCUCCUAGAAGGACGUGACUCCAGCCUUGUUGGGAGCAAGGCUGUCGUCAUUGUGAGGUCUGUACGGUUUUAAAGAGGGAUCUGUUUUUAAGCAGCUCCAGUUGGGCAGAGCAAUGCCAGGUGAGACAGCCCCAGCCAUUCUGUGGCCCUGGCACCUCUCACUGGCAAUGGCUCUUGGCUCCUGUCACCUCUUGAGUUCACUCUGGGGCCCAGUUCUGCAGCAUCUAACAAAGGGAAAGGAACUCCUUAGAGUAUCGUGAGACAUCUCGCACAAUUUCCAAAACAGCACCGUGGUUGUAGUGACGUCUACCUCUUUGUUUCCCAUCUGGGUUUUGUCUUGUUUUUCUGUGUGGUGGUUUUCUGUGAGGGGUGGGGGAAUCGGGGAGCGGGAGGGAAAACUUGAACUCUGAAUAUUAAGACACUGGUGGGGGAUCCAGUGCUUACCAGCUGUGUUGUCAUAUUGAAAAAGCCAUUGUUUUUAAUUCCUGCCUAAUAUGAAAUGUUUGUUUUAAAAAAAUCCUUCCUGCUGGAAAGAAAAAUGUAUUUUUAAAAAGAAAAAACAUCCCUCUUGGCUAAGAGAAUGUCAGCUGUAUGAGUUGUGACCAUAUCAUGACAUGCUGAUCAGAUAAAUAAAUUUUUAUCUCUCAGGACUC
Sturnus vulgaris (Common starling) is the source of this 7510-nucleotide messenger RNA. RefSeq names its product lysophosphatidylglycerol acyltransferase 1 (gene LPGAT1). Gene Ontology annotation, cellular component: endomembrane system; endoplasmic reticulum. Lineage: Eukaryota; Metazoa; Chordata; Aves; Passeriformes; Sturnidae. The record is from RefSeq and is a predicted model, not a curated record. Gene Ontology annotation, biological process: phosphatidylinositol acyl-chain remodeling. Gene Ontology annotation, molecular function: acyltransferase activity.